Monodelphis domestica (gray short-tailed opossum) is the source of this 1946-nucleotide messenger RNA. The record is from RefSeq and is a predicted model, not a curated record. Lineage: Eukaryota; Metazoa; Chordata; Mammalia; Didelphimorphia; Didelphidae.
CUUCAGCCCUAAAAAAAAUCUCAGCCCCUCUAAUCCAACCCAUACCAAAGCAAGAAUUCCUUCCUCUACAUAUCCAUCAAGACUUCUGCCUAUUAUAUGAAAAUCCAGUGAAGAAAGUAAUAUUGGACUUUACUGAAAGUAUGCCUCCAUCGCCAAGUGGAACCCCUAAAAAAGAAAUAUCCCAAAUUAAUGAUAUAAAUAAAGAAAAUAUAUGUUACCUCUUCCAAGGGCACCACGUUUCAAAUCAGUUCAAUAAGUAUCCACUAGAAACAGCUUGUGCUGUUCAAAAAGGAGAUGGAGUGAUCCCACUGAAGUCUCCACAACAAGGUUCUCCCUUCAAAUCUGCCAUGUCCACUAGAUCAUUUUAUAAUAGAGAUAAAUGGUACUUGAACCCACUGGAGAGGAAGCUUAUCAAAGAGAGCAGAUCUCUUUGUCAGAAAAAUGAUUGGGGAUAUAACAACCCGCUGUCCACCUUGACAGAAAAAAAAAAGCAUCAAAAGGUAUUCAAGAAGACAAACUCAAAAGUAAAAAGGAAUUCAACUCCUAAAUAUCAUGGAAGUUAUAAGGGCAUUAAAACUAUGACAAGGAACAAUGUAAAACCCCAGCAAAACAGAGUGAUUUUUAAACCAACCACUGGGCAAGAGGAUAACAAUCAUGAACUUGACAAGAGUUUGGCCCCAGCUCCUCGAGUACUGAGUCUAAAAGUUAAGCCUCAAGUGACUCUCCAGAGUGGGGCGGCAUUUUUUGUAGCUGGGAAAAAAUCCCACUCUUUAAUCAAAAAAGUGAUUUUGGAUGGUCAAACAACAUCUGAACUCAAGGCAAAUAAGUUUAAACCAAUAGUGAUGAUGAAUCCUGGUUUGCCUGCUAUUAAUGAAAAAGAAACCUUUGAAAGUCCAAAAAAUAAAGUUAUUUCUUCUAAGAAAUGGAAGCUUGUUGAGAAAUCUUUUUCUUUAAAAGAGUCUCAUAGUGAGAAUAGUAAGAAAGAGUCACCUGAGUCUGUUACUUAUCCCAUCUUUAGUACAACUUCAAUCAACCAUAAAAGUUCUUUAGCUUUUCUAGAAGAACCAUCAUCUUUAGGAUCUGGCACAACCAUGAAUGAGUCUUCAAUUGUCUUAAAAGAGCUCCAAGCACAGAAGACUAACAAAAACACCAGAGAAUUAAACAAACAGCUGAAAGACCAGUUCAUUAUUGAUGCAGGUCAGAAGCAUUUUGGUGCCAUUGUAUGCAAGUCCUGUGGCAUGUAUACAGCAGCCAGCCCUGAGGAUGAAGAACAACAUGCCCACUGUCACCAGAGAUUCCUGGAAGGGGUUAAAUAUGUGGGCUGGAAGAAAGAACAUAUUGUGGCAGAGUUUUGGGAUGGCAAAAUUAUAUUGGUACUUCCUGGUGACCCAAAGUAUGCCAUUCGAAAGGCAGAAGAUGUCUGUGAACUUGUAGAUAAUGAAUUGGGAUUUAAGCAAGUUAUCCCAAACUGUCCAAGCAAAAUUAAAACCUUCCUCUACAUAUCUGAUGAAAAGAAAGUAAUUGGAUGCUUAAUUGCUGAAAAAAUCAAACAGGCCUUCCGAGUCCUCUCUGAACCAUCUAGUCCAGACUCUCCAAACCAUCAAAUGUUUGACAACCAACGAGACUGGCAAUGUUCAAGUACCCCAGAACCAGCACUCUGUGACAUCAGUAGGAUCUGGGUCUUUAGCCUGAUGAGAAGAAAGGGCAUUGCCCGUCGCCUAGUGGAUACUGUCAGGAAUUGGUUCAUGUUUGGCUGCUUUUUGAGUACAAAUGAAAUAGCAUUUUCUGACCCAACACCAGAUGGCAAAGCAUUUGCGACCAAGUACUGCAACACACCCAACUUCCUUGUAUACAAUUUUAUUAGUUAACCUAUUUAGGUGUGCCCAUAAAUAUUCAAGCCUACUUAGCAGUUUUAUGUUUAUUAAAUUGGUUAAUCAGAAAAAAAA